Molecule: messenger RNA, 1131 nt
Organism: Nezara viridula (southern green stink bug)
Lineage: Eukaryota; Metazoa; Arthropoda; Insecta; Hemiptera; Pentatomidae
Source: the annotation of a GenBank genome assembly
CUAUAAAACAUGUCUUCCUGCAACAGUUCUUCAUUCAAUAACAAUGAAGUUCAUCGCCUACUGUUCUUUCUUAGUCAUCUUCACCAUCUGCGAAGCCAGGUAUGUACCUGGAGAAGUUCCCGACUUCUAUGCGAUGGUCGAACCACAUAUGAAAGCUCAAAUUCCUAAAUACAUCAAAUCAAUUGCCAAGGAUUUCAAGUACGCAGCUGAUGCGUUUGCAACUAUUGAAAAAAAUGUGACUAUCGCUAAAACUCUUAUGUCCAACGAACUGAAAGAUGUCACCAAGAACAUGAUUAAGGAAACUUUGGAUUUGAUCCAGGCUACUAUUGGAACAAAGAUCACAGAUGAGAAAGCUCUCAAAGAAAUAGAAGAAGCAUUUUCCUUGAUGUCCCAAGAAUACCUUGUACAAUAUGAAACUUUAUCUGGAAGCAUUAAAGGUUUGAAAGAUCACCUGCUCGCAAAGGAAAGCUUAGUCGAUGAAAUAAUCAAGAAGAAAAUACCCGAGUUGAUCGAUGACUUUGUCAAAAAAAUGAAGCCUGAAGAAUCCAAGAUCGCAUCACAAUCGUACGUCAAUGACCUGAAGGGACCAGGAAGAGAAAAAGUGGUUGCAGAGGUCCGCAAGCUAUUUGAAUCUGAAGCUUCCGAAAUUGAUAUAGUUGAGAAAGCAGUGAUGGAAGAAAACUAUGAUAAGUCCUUAACGAUGGGACUACAAUUCAGAAUUCUACUGAAUGAAGUUGCUAAAACUUACAUCAAGGAUAGAAAACAAAAGAAUACAGUGGUAGGACAAUUGGAAGCCAAGGCUGAUGUUGUUUUGAUGCCACUAUUGGAAAAGGGUGUAAAUGAUUUAACUGUCACUUUGGAUAGUGCAAAAGUUGUUAUUAAUAACACCGUAAAAUUUGUUGUUGACGACAUCGACUAUGAACUUAAACGCUUGACUAACUCGCUCUCUGUAAUUCUGAUGUCAACCUUUGAUUAAGUAUGCAAUCGAAAUUCUGCUUUAAACACAGGAUGAAUUAUGAAGAAAUGGUUGAGCCGCAAUAAUUUCAUUUAUGUAUCAACAAUAAAAUAUUCUUGUUAAUCACAUGUUUCAAAAUAAAUGUUUAUUUUAAUAUACUGUUUUCAUUUUUAUUA